Molecule: messenger RNA, 918 nt
Organism: Cyclocybe aegerita
Lineage: Eukaryota; Fungi; Basidiomycota; Agaricomycetes; Agaricales; Hemipholiotaceae
Source: the annotation of a GenBank genome assembly
AUGGUCAAUUCGAGUCCUAAUCUCAGUGGAUCCCAAUUCUUCAUCACCUUUGGACCUACACCCUAUCUCGACAACAAAUGCACGACCUUUGGACGAGUCAGCCAGCACCAUCUCAAAUUGACUCAAAAUUUGCCGCUCCUGCAGGCCAAAAGACAACGUCAAUACUCAUAUCCUGAGUCGUCUGGGUCAGACGCAACAUGCGCGGAGGCGAAUUCCCCAUUCCAACCCCGCUCGUGGGCUGUUCCUUCCCUUGCCAGGACGCACCCUUCGUCAAAAUACACGAGCCGCCUUCUUUCCAUGGGUUAUUUUCGAAUUGAAUUGGACGUUCAAGCUUUAGCGUCCACACAAAUGCCAAAGGACAACAACGAGUGGUCCAUGGUCAUCCUCAUUAAAUUCUCCGACGAAGAUGCCGUGGAUCAUAAUGGAACACCUGCGAGGAAGCGCAUUUCUGGGUGCCCCCGGCUCCGAGAUGCCAAAUCGCUGCCACAUCGGAAUGCAACCUUCAAAUUCGAAGGCUUGAUCAUCAAGAAGAUCGCGUCAAAACUCGACAGGACAAACGCCCCGAAUGGACCGCAAAUCGCCGACGUACAUAAAUAUAGCCACCACAUAAGGAACCCAAUUCUAUCCCCGCUCAGGACCAACGCCAAUAUGUCCUCCGCAACCAUUGCCGCAGCUGGUCAACCCGUUUCAUCCAACCCACCGAGCGUUUUCAUCUUCAACGUUGGUCGGAGCAGCCCGAGGCAGCUCAACGAUGGUCCAGUAGGCGACACAAGUCUCUUGCAGUCCUUCAUCAACGCGUUGCAGAGCAUCAAGGCUAAGGGCUACGUCGUUCAAGGGGCAAUGUACGGUCCAGAGGGAGCGAAUAUCUUCAUUGAUACCGACGAUGAGGAUUGGGAUGCCCAGAUCAGCAUUCAUUGA